UCUAGCGGAUAUUACCGUGAAACUGAGGUCAGAAGUUCUCUCUCACAGCCAUCUUGGAUAUAACGUCCCGAGUUGCAACUAUGCCUGGCGAAGCCACAGAAACGGUCCCAGUCACCGAGCAGGAGAUGCAGCAGCCUCAAGUAGAGACUGCUACACCUCCUGCCCCAGCUUCCUCCCAGCAACCUCAGGCAGCUUCAGGCCCUGCCAAACCCAAAGGCAAAGAUGCCAAGAGUGGGCAGGGUCCCUCUGCCCCAAAGGCUGUCCCUGGCAGAAGAAAACGCUCCUCUAUGUCUGCCUCUUCCGCCUCUCCCACCUCCCCAAAAUCUACCCCCUCCUCCACCCCCCUGUCACCAGUGCCAUCUCCCCUGGCUUCCUCACCUGGUGGCUCUCUUGCUAAUCAGGCUAACCGUGCUACCCCAAAAGUCGUCAAGGCUGGCAAACAAGGAAAACCUAAAAAAGGAGAGGCAUUCAUGCCUGUUCCUGUCCCAGUUGAGUGCAAGGUCACAGAAGCACAUGAAAAGUCAGUGGACUCUAACCUCAAGAAACCUGUAACUGCUGAAGCUAAACCAGCCCCAGUAGAGACAAAGGCUGCCCCACCAGCUGCUACAAAACCUGUUGCACCUCUAGCUGCUUUUAAAGUUACCUCAAUGCCCGCUGUGGCAGCACCAGUUUCAUUUUCAGAUACUAUUGCUCCUGGCCCUCCAAAAUCAGUUGACGUUAAGGCGGCUUUGCCAAAAGCUGCUCCUAUUAUUGCAGCUGCUGACGAUGAGCUCCCUCCACUUAUCCCACCGGUGAAGCCCGUUAAAAUGCCAGAAUUUGUACCCCCCAUUGAGAAAGAGGGUGCAAAGCUUGCUACAUCUCCUGCUAAAUCCACUCCUCAGAGUUGUACUAUUGCUCCUGUUGAGGCUGCUCAGCCAGCUGUUGAAGCCAAACCCACUCCUGCUGAGGCUGCUAAGCCAGCUCCUGUCAAGGUUCCUAAAAAAGUUGAAGAAACUAAAGCUGAACCUCCUAAGGUUGCAAAGCCAGAUGCAGAGGUUAAGUCUGCUCCUGUUGCAGCUGACAAGCCAGCUCCAGUACCUAAGCCAGCUGAGGCUCCUAAGCCAGCUGAGGCUCCCAAGCCAGCUGAGGCUCCCAAGCCAGCCCCUGUGAAGGGUGCCAAGCCAGUCACUGAGGUAAAAUUGGCUGAGGUUAAGGCAGCACCUGCUGAGGUUGCUAAACCUGCCAAACCAGCCGCUGAGCCUUCUUCUGCUCCUUUAAAACCGGCUCCAGUUGAGCCUGCCGCUACCCGUAAACUGACAUUUGCUGAAGCAGUGGCAAAACCUGUGUCUGUUAAACCUGAAGUUGAGGUAAUUGGUACAACUGCCUCUGAACCUGUCUCAUCACCUAAACCUGCCCUUACACCUGCUAAAGCCCCAGCCAAGGUGGAGCCUGUGAUCAAGAACGACAAUGGGUCUGGCACUGAUUCGGACAGCGAUGACUCAGUCCCUGAACUGGAGGAACAGGACUCCGCACAGACACAGACUCAGCAAGCUCAGCUUGCAGCAGCUGCCGAAAUAGACGAGGAACCUGUCAGCAAAGCCAAACAGAGCCGCAGUGAAAAGAAGGCACGAAAGGCGAUGUCAAAGCUUGGUCUCAGGCAGGUAACAGGGGUCACCAGGGUCACCAUUCGCAAGUCAAAGAAUAUCUUAUUUGUCAUCACCAAACCAGACGUCUACAAGAGCCCUGCAUCAGACACAUACAUCGUCUUCGGAGAAGCCAAGAUUGAAGAUCUUUCCCAGCAAGCCCAGCUGGCCGCUGCAGAAAAAUUCAAGGUACAGGGAGAAGCUGUAUCAAACAUCCAGGAAAACACACAGACGCCCACAGUACAAGAGGAAAGCGAAGAGGAAGAGGUUGAUGAGACCGGAGUUGAGGUUAAGGACAUUGAACUCGUCAUGUCACAAGCCAACGUGUCGCGGGCGAAGGCUGUACGCGCCCUGAAAAAUAACAACAACGACAUUGUCAACGCUAUUAUGGAGUUGACGAUGUAAUGGGACCCAGUCAACAAGGGGUUGAAGAAAGGUUGCUGAUUAAAUCUAAGCUCAUUUAUACAAUUUAUACCCAAGAUGGAAAUAAAGUUGUGGCUUGAUGAAAUGAAACUAUAA
Messenger RNA from Stegastes partitus (bicolor damselfish), 2141 nucleotides. It is a transcript of the gene naca, whose product is annotated as nascent polypeptide associated complex subunit alpha. Gene Ontology annotation, cellular component: nascent polypeptide-associated complex. The record is from RefSeq and is a predicted model, not a curated record. The transcript is spliced from 10 exons. Bases 81 to 2027 code for a protein of 648 amino acids. Lineage: Eukaryota; Metazoa; Chordata; Actinopteri; Pomacentridae.